Molecule: messenger RNA, 570 nt
Organism: Lathyrus oleraceus (garden pea)
Lineage: Eukaryota; Viridiplantae; Streptophyta; Magnoliopsida; Fabales; Fabaceae
Exons: 1
Coding region: 1-570 (189 amino acids)
Molecular function (GO): nucleic acid binding; RNA-DNA hybrid ribonuclease activity
Source: RefSeq, a predicted model, not a curated record
AUGGCCGAGUAUGAAGCUUGCAUCUACGGGAUUGAAGCAACUAUUGACUUAAGAAUUAAAUUUCUGAAGGUGUAUAGGGACUCCGCUCUGGUUAUCAGCCAAACCAAAGGAGAAUGGGAGAUAAGGAACCCAUAUUUGAUUCCAUAUCGGGAGCGUGUAUUGAAGUUGAUUCCAUAUUUUGAGAAGAUCAUGUUUGACCAUAUCCCGAGGGAAGAGAACCAAUUAGCAUAUGCAUUGGCUACUCUAGCAUCCAUGUUUAAGGUUAAAUGGGUGAACGAUCCCCCCUUCAUCAGCAUUAUGAGGUUGGAUAAGCCAGCAUUUUGCUAUGCUAAUAAUGAAGUGCAAGAUGAUAAGCCUUGGUUUUAUUAUAUCAAAAUAUACCUCGAGAAACAAGAGUACCUUGAGGGUGCAUCUAUCCCAUAUAAGAAAACACUGAGGAAGUUGUUUUCCAGGUUUUUCUUGAGUGGGGAUGUGCUGUAUAAGAGGAAUCAUGAUUCUGUUCUGCUCAUAUGCGUGGAUAGACAUGAAGCAGAAAGAAUUACUGAGGAGAUUCAUGAAGGUUCAUUUUGA